This is a messenger RNA of Helianthus annuus (common sunflower), 808 nucleotides long. RefSeq names its product PRA1 family protein F3. Gene Ontology annotation, cellular component: endoplasmic reticulum; Golgi apparatus. The transcript has a single exon. The record is from RefSeq and is a predicted model, not a curated record. Lineage: Eukaryota; Viridiplantae; Streptophyta; Magnoliopsida; Asterales; Asteraceae. Bases 70 to 618 code for a protein of 182 amino acids. Gene Ontology annotation, biological process: vesicle-mediated transport.
CCCUCUACAUCAACACCCUCAUCUUCCUCCUCAUUUUGCACUCCAAACGUUCACAAAUCUCCGGCAACAAUGACUACCUACGGCACCAUUCCAACCGCCUCAACCGGCGCCACCAAUCUCGAAUACCUGACCCGCGCAAAACAAGCCAUUAAAACCGGCCUGGGCACUCGCCAGCCAUGGAAACUAAUGUUCAAUCUAGCCUCAUUUAACUUCCCACACACCAUCUCCGAAGCGACUCCACGGUUCAAAACAAACAUAAACUACUUCCGAAUGAACUACGCGAUAAUAAUGCUAAUAAUAUUAUUCCUAAGCCUGUUAUGGCACCCGAUAUCAUUGAUCGUGUUAGGUGUGUUGAUGGCAGCAUGGUUGUUCUUUUACUUCCUUCGCGAUGAGCCGCUGAUGGUUUUUAACCGCGUGAUUGAUGAUGGUGUGGUGUUGACGGUUCUAGCGGUUGUAACCAUCGUUUUGCUGUUGUUUACGGACGCUACAAAGAAUAUAUUGUCUUCGGUUGUUGUUGGAGCGGCGGUUGUGGUUGUUCAUGCGGUUUUGAGGCGGACGGAUGACUUGUGUGAUGAUGAUGUUGAAGCGGGUGGUUAUGCGGUUGGUUCUUCGUCGUAGAAGGUAGUUUCUCGGUUUUUUCGGUGUGAUAAAUUGGUGAUCUGUGUUUAUUUGUUAAUUUCCACAUCUGUUUGUUUGGAUUUUUGAACAGAAAUUACCUCUGUAUCUAUGUGUGUUGUUUAUAUGAGAUUCAAUUUGUACACCAAACUAAAAUUUGACUUUGAUAGAAUAAUUCAAACAUUUGCUAUAA